CCAUCUUGUGGAGUUUAGAGCGGCAGCAGCAGCAGCUACCUGGCCGUUAGCUUGUUUCUGCUGUUCUGUCAGUUGCCUAAAGUGGCGAGAGGCCACACUUCACUGAGACGGACGUUUUUGCUGUCGUAUCGGGGAAUUAUGCCAUGUUUUCGGAUUUGUUUACACCAUGAGGUUGACACCGAGAAAGGAAAAAUAGCUAGCACUAGCUCCCUUAGCUAGUUGGCGAGGGCAAGCUGUGCAGUCGCGGGGAAGAGUGCUCUUGACACCGGGCACGCCUCAGACUAAACUACCGCUGGAAACUGGCGAAUACCAACUUUGACAAGGGCUUAUUUGAAACUCCGUCGCCGGGACACGGGGGAGGCCGGUGGUGGACAGUGAUAUCCACCGGCGUGUUGAGACUGUUCGGUGAGUUUGGCCGCUGUUUGUCACACUUUUCUCCGGCUACAGAGAGAAGCAGAGGAGCGGUAUGGAAAUGUCUCGCUACUGUCAUAUCAUGCUGUGAAUUCUGUCGCUAGACACAUUGUCAAGCACUUCGUUUCGUCUCAUCAGAAUAGAAGCCGACGGUCAAAAUGUCGAAAAUGCCAGCAAAAAAGAAGAGUUGUUUUCAGAUUACGAGUGUGACGCAAGCUCAGGUGGCGGCCAGCAGCAUCACUGACGACACCGAGAGUCUAGACGAUCCGGACGAGUCCCGGACAGAGGACAUGUCGUCGGAAAUAUUUGACGUUUCCCGUGCCGACCUGGGUGUGUGUGACAGGAGCUCAUCCGAGGAAACCUUAAACAACGUCGGGGAGCCUCAGGAGGGUCAGCUGGCUCCUGUCAAUGGAGGUGUUUCAGUGAAAAGAUCUGGUCUGAACACGCCCCAUAAUUUAGGAGGAAGCGCGAUUGUGCCAGCUGCAGCUCAACCUGUUGGUCCCAACUUGGCUGCCAAUGUGUCAAGCAGCGUGGCUCACACUGCUCCUGCUACCACCAGUUUUACUUCUCGUUUCAGGGUCAUUAAACUUGACCACGGCACUGGAGAGCCCUUCAGAAGAGGCAGAUGGACUUGCACCGAGUUCUAUGACAGAGAUACAGAAGGAUUGAAUGUUAGUCGGGCUGUAGAUAGCAUAAAGCCAGCUGUAAACCUUGAUCACAGUACAGACAGGGACAGUGGGCUAGGAGCCACUGUGGCCGCAUCCAGUGCCUUUUCUGCACCAGCUGUGGAGAAUGCUGCAGAAAGUGGCUUCUCACACCUCAUCCAUCAUUCUGAGCACCUGCAGCAAGGUUACAGCUUGGCCCCUCAGAUAGGGAGUGGAGCAAGUGCCUUCCACCCCACAGAGUAUACAACUAAACAGUCGCAGCAACUGCCACAGGUUCAAGUUAAUAUACCACCUGCUGCUUCCCAAACCUUUCUCCCUAGUGGCCUCAAUGACGUGCACCAAGGUGCCGUACAGCAGAAAUCUCCUGUUAUGCCUACUGCCACACAGGGGCAGCAGUUUGCCUAUUCUUCUCAUCCCACUGGCCUCUCCUCUGGACUUUUGGACUAUCGUCAGCAGCACAUUGCAGCCCUGCAGCCCCAAGGCUCAAGCACUCAAAAUGUCCCCCUACCUGCUGGAUCUUCAACCAGUCAGGGACACUCCCCUAUGAUCACCCCAGCUGGUCCAGGAUCCAAUAAUCUGGGUAUGGCAGCCCACAGUGGGGAGGCAGCCACAGCACAAGGCCUCCAGUUGCAAGCAGGCAAUGCACCAGUCCCAGGAAUCGGCCUCCAGCAGCCAGUCAACCAGACUCAGCCUUCAGGAGGGGUAGGCAUUGCUCCUGCUACUUCCAUAAUCACCACCACCAGCUCUCACAGCGGUAUCCAUAAUGUGCCUACCACAGUGCCCAGUACCACCAACACUCUCCUUGGCCUGUCAAGCCAGAUUCCUGUCACAGGGGGACUUGUUCAAGCCCAAGGAGCUCAUGGUGGAACCACUAUAGGCCUUCCAUCCACCUUUGGUAACCAGAUUGAUGAUAGCAGACAGAAGCCUGAAGUCCUACCUCAGCCCAGUACUGGCAUUGUGCUAGGUAAAGAUGGUAUGAAGCCUUUGAUCACUGAAGGCUUGAAUCUGGCCCCUCCUGCUGUCAACAGCUUGUUUGGAAUCGCUAUUAACAUGGAUGGAGAUGAGGACAGGAACCCAACUACUGCUUUCUACCAAGCUUUCCGGCCAAGCAGAUUACGAGGUUCAAAGCCUGUCAACGAUAGUGCAUCCGGUGCAAGUGUUGUUGCCAUCGAUAACAAGAUUGAACAAGCAAUGGAUUUGGUGAAGAGCCAUCUGAUGUAUGCUGUGCGCGAGGAGGUGGAGGUGUUGAAAGAGCAAAUCAAGGAGCUGUAUGAGAGGAACUCUGUGUUGGAGCGUGAGAACGCCGUGCUCAAGUCUUUGGCUAACUCGGAGCAGCUCAGCCAGCUGUCCAGCCAGCUCAGUCAGGCCAGCAGCAGUUCGUCACCACAGCAGCACCCGUCCACCACAAACAACAACACAAACAUCACCUCCGUUCACCUUGAGGGGGGCCAGAGCACCCACCAACAACCCAACACCACCUCUGCGUGAUUCCCUUCCUCCUCGACACACACUUCUCACAGGCAGGGGUGGAACAGACAAAUACGACGACCGUCCCCUUGAAAGGCUCAGCACUGCAUUGUUUUUAAUGCUCUGUUUAACAAAACUACAGCAACAUCCAUAUUUGCUGCCAAG
Messenger RNA from Thalassophryne amazonica, 2708 nucleotides. It is a transcript of the gene tsc22d2, whose product is annotated as TSC22 domain family 2. The transcript has 4 exons. Bases 570 to 2564 code for a protein of 664 amino acids. The record is from RefSeq and is a predicted model, not a curated record. Gene Ontology annotation, biological process: regulation of transcription by RNA polymerase II. Lineage: Eukaryota; Metazoa; Chordata; Actinopteri; Batrachoidiformes; Batrachoididae.